AUGGGCAGCAACUUGGCAGCCUAUUUUGCAGAUCACAACGAAUCGAAUGGUAGUGGUAUGAGGCCGGGUUUGGUGAGAUCGACUAGUUCGAAUGUACCGGGGAAUGAUGAUGAUGAUAUGGGGCCCUCCGUUUCCAUGGCUGUACAAGCGGAUGAUGAAGAUGGAUUUCAACGUUCUACAUUUAAUUUGAAGAGGACAAGAUCUAUGGGAUAUUUUGACGAUUAUAUCGAUCCGACGAAGAAAAUGCCGGGGAAAUCGGUUGCGCAGGGCUCGGAUGAUGAAUACGAUGAUGAUGACUACAACACAGAUAGCGAUAGCGAGAGUGAUAGUUAUAGUGAUGAUGAGGAUAACGAUGGGUACGAAGAGGAAGAAGCCGCACAAACAAGGGGGAUUUCGCCCUCGGUAUCACCCCCGCCGGCGGACGCAGAUAAUUAUCUUAUGCCACAGGAUGACAAUGACCUGGUGAGGGAACCUGAGAGACAUGUUGACUACCUGUCGCAUGAGUGGAACGAAUGGGACAUUUCGCAGUCCUGGAAAUAUAUUAUCUUGAAGAAAAAGAAGAGGGCGGAAGAUUUGGUCAAUGCUGCUCGUCUGGAGAACGCCUCUUGGAGAACUUGGGCAAAGGCAAGAAAUCAUCUAAAGACUGUCUCACCAGAGAUUGUCAACUGGUCCAAGGAUUCCGAUGUCACUUGGUUAUAUGGUCCUAUCGUGCGUGAUCGAGAUGAUGAUGACGUCAGUGAUGUCGAGAGGGGUUACGGUUCAGAUGAUGAGAAUUCAAAACGUGUGGCAGCUACCAAAAAAAUAGUUAUGACAAAGACUCCAGCUUCACCAACUCCCAAACCGAUUUUAAAGAAAAGAACGGUGUCCGAGAUUUUAGCUGAAAACUCCGAAUGGAAACUGAACGAAGCAAGAAAACACAUAAGCGAAAUGAAGCAUGCCUCCGUCGUAAUGGACCCAUAUGGUGGUGAAUCACAUGAUGUAUAUGACGAUUACGAUGCCUUGGCUGCUAAAGUCAAUGCACAGUACUACCGUCACGGCAAUCAAUACAGUGACAAAGGGAUGGCAGAUUCACAAAUAAUAGACCCCAACACAAUGCAAAAGGUACCGCAAUCUGUACCAGAAAUUUCUCAUUUAGACGAUGGGGCUCAGGAGUACCCUGAGUCGGCACAACACAUUGAAAAGACUAAUUCGAUGUCUAGUGCCCAAAUUAGUUCUGCCUUGGCAAAUUUGAAAUCCAACUUAAAGUCAGCAAGUUCAAAUAAAACAAGACAUAUACAUUUCAACGAUAGGGUGGAGCAAUGUAUGGCGUUGGCGAGAAAUGCAUCUGACAGUGAAUUUUCUGAUGAGGAAGAUGAGUAUAAUACUCUUCGCCAGGGAGAUCUUCGAUCGAAAUCAAAUGAUGGAUCAGACUCUAGUGACAAUAAUCCAUCGUCCUCUUCAAGUGAUGAAAGUGAUGAAGAUGAUGACAAUGCAGGUUUAUUUAUAAAUCCAACCACUUCAAGAAAGGCUGACACUUACCAUCUUACCGAUAGUUCGUCUCAAACUUCGUCGGUACAUUCAAGAACGCCGAUCAAUCCAAUCAUCAAGUUACUACCUGCCACAACUUUAAACUAUGGAUCUGACGAUGAAGCAUCAGACAACGAGGAAUAUAACGGCUAUGGUAACGCAGUGUCACACAACGUCAAUACUUACCGUGGCUACGACUACAUGUACGACUACAACUCGGUUUACACAGGUGAUACUUCCAGUUUUUUGCCUGGAGAAGGUUGUGAUGUGGUCGAUGUGCCGGAUGGUCUAGAUCUACGCGCUGCUAUGGCUGCAGAUAACGCAUCAACUUACGAAAUGGGACAUGCAGUUGCGUCUAGCCAUGGAGAUUCGAAGGAAACUGGCGAUCCUUCGAGCCCCAGCAAUUUCAUGUAUGAUUUGCCUAGGGAUAGUGAUUUUGAUAGUGAUGAACAAUUCAUCGAAAAUUCAAACUAUAGAAGCAGUGACGAUGAUGAUGACGCUUUAUCGAUGAAAAGAACUGUAUCACUCGGUAAGGGCGGCCAAUCAAAUUCACUACGGGAUCUUAGAAAGCCUCCCUCAAGUACUUCUGUCGGACCUGCAAAGACACGCAGCUUUAUUACAGGCAAAUCAGCGGAUAACAAGAAUAAGGACUCAACUAUAACAAAGACACCAGCUCGUGGGGCAAAUCCCGCCGGUAGGCCACGUUGCUUGAAACGGAACUCAUCUUCAUCCAGCUUCAUCUUCAAUUCUGAUAGCGAUGAGGAUGAUGAAGGUUCCGAUGGUGAUGAGCAUGAUGGAUUCAUGCACAACGAACAGGACGGUUUGGACUUUGAUGAUACAAGAGUGGAUGAAAAUGUUUCUACUGGCAAGGAGGAUAAACUUCCGUCAUUCAAACCGGUCAAACCUGUGCCACCACAAAGCACCGUGAUAUCUCCGGAUCCUCGUACUUUUUCAUCACCAGGAGCCUCACAGGCAGGUGACAAAUCUAAGAGCAUACGGCUGAAGAACACUUCUUCGUCUGCCGAAGUGGGGGCUAGUGACGUAGCUAUAUCUGGCAGCUUCUCCCCUAGAUCUGAUUCGGUCAAAUCGGUGGUCUCAAACCAGGGUAUAGUGGACAAGGAAACUACAAGCGACUUACGCGAGAUGAACGAACAUUUGAAGGCCUACCAUCUUGAUGACAAUAAGCAAGAACAGAGUGAGGAAAAUAAUGAAAGUAUACACAAAAUGAUGCAGAAUGCUCGCGGUAUCGCUCAUAAAUACCUUCAUUCAUGGAAAAAUCAAGACCCCAAGGAGGAUCAUUCGAAAGACUAA
This is a messenger RNA of Torulaspora delbrueckii, 2817 nucleotides long. RefSeq names its product protein phosphatase regulator REG1 (gene REG1). The record is from RefSeq and is a predicted model, not a curated record. Gene Ontology annotation, biological process: protein catabolic process in the vacuole; cellular response to glucose starvation. Lineage: Eukaryota; Fungi; Ascomycota; Saccharomycetes; Saccharomycetales; Saccharomycetaceae. The transcript has a single exon. Bases 1 to 2817 code for a protein of 938 amino acids.